This is a messenger RNA of Peromyscus californicus insignis, 1269 nucleotides long. Its product is annotated as killer cell immunoglobulin-like receptor 3DL1. NCBI's taxonomy places the organism in Eukaryota, Metazoa, Chordata, Mammalia, Rodentia, Cricetidae. The record is from RefSeq and is a predicted model, not a curated record. The coding region runs from base 1 to 1269 and encodes 422 amino acids. The transcript is spliced from 7 exons.
AUGUCAAUACAGAACAUGGACGAAGAUGCAUGGGCUGUUAAUCAUGAGUCCAAAUCCUUUUCAUCACCAGGAAGUCAUGACAAGCCUUCACUGUCUGCCUUACCAAGCCAUGUUGUUGCUCGUGGACAAAAUGUGACUCUUAUCUGUGACACUCAUAAUGAGUCUUUUACAUUCAAGCUGUACAAAGAAUAUGGGGUUGCUGUACCUCAGUUACAUGAAGAAAUAUUCCAAAAGAACUAUGUCUUGGGUCCUGUGACUCCAGAAUAUUCUGGAACCUACAGAUGCUAUUGUAACAAUCAUCAAUACACUAAUGAACUGUCAUCACACAGUGACCCUCUGAAGAUCAUAAUUUCAGGAAUCUAUAAGAAGCCUUUCUUUUUGGCCCUACCAACUCUCCUGGUAAAUUCAGGAGAGAAGGUGAACCUGGAGUGUCAUUCAGAGAUUAUGUUUGAAACCUUCAUUUUGACUCUACACAAAAAUAAGAUAACCAAGGACUCUUUCCAGCUUUCUGCAGAAUCUCAUCUUGGGGGAUCCCAUGCCAACUUCUCAAUAGGUCCUGUGACACCUGACCAUGCUGGGACUUACACAUGCUAUGGUUCUUACAAUCACACACCAUAUGAGUGGUCUGAAUCCAGUGACCCUGUUGACAUAAAGAUCACAGGUUUAUACAAGAAACCUUCUCUGUCAGUCCUGAUGGGCCCUGUGGUGAUGUCAGGAGAGAACAUGACCUUGUCAUGCAUUUCUGACCAUGAGUUUGACAUGUUCCAUCUGUCCAGGGAAGGAGUGCCUCAGGGACAUGGGUUGCCUGUAGUUAAGGGCCACAAUGAGACAUUUCAGGCCAAUUUCCAUCUUGGCUAUGUGAUCCAGGCAGGGACCUAUAGAUGUUAUGGCUCUUUCAGUAACUCCUCCCAUGUGUGGUCAUCCCCAAGUGACCCAUUGUACAUUCCUGUCACAAAUAAUCACAGGAACAUGCAUAUUCUGAUUGGCCUGUCAGUGACCAUGAUCCUUGUCUUCCUCAUCAUCCUGCUUUACUCUUGUUACUUGGCCAAAAAGAGCAAGUCUCAAGAACAAACCACCAUCAUGGACCAAGACUCUGACAUGAGAACAACACAGAACAGACAGGAUCCUGAAAGACAAGAAGUGCAGGAGGUGGCAUACUUAGAAUUUGAUCAGAUGACCUUCAAACAAAAAUUGACCACUCCCGAUUCCCAGAUUCCCAAGGAAUUUUUCACAGAUCCCAGUGUGUACAUGGAAGUCAGGAAAUGUUAA